This is a messenger RNA of Toxorhynchites rutilus septentrionalis, 1516 nucleotides long. Its product is annotated as O-glucosyltransferase rumi homolog. Gene Ontology annotation, biological process: positive regulation of Notch signaling pathway; protein O-linked glycosylation. The transcript is spliced from 2 exons. Lineage: Eukaryota; Metazoa; Arthropoda; Insecta; Diptera; Culicidae. Gene Ontology annotation, molecular function: UDP-xylosyltransferase activity; UDP-glucosyltransferase activity. Gene Ontology annotation, cellular component: endomembrane system. Bases 77 to 1276 code for a protein of 399 amino acids. The record is from RefSeq and is a predicted model, not a curated record.
AGUGAUUGUAAACAAACCGUUCUCUUCCUGUCCUGUUUGUAUUUAUUACCGUUAUAUUUUUGGAUUCCAUUGCAGCAUGCAGCGUCUCAGCCCAUUUUUCAUACUCUUAUCAAUAUUUGCAAACAAUUGCCAAAGUGAUGAUGGAAUGUGUAUGGCCAAAGAAACAUGCACCGAUGCACCCGAACCGGCAACUAACGUUUAUAAAGCUGCCGAUAAUAUAUACAUAAGGCAAAUAAACGAAGCCCUCGACACUUACAUUCCGUGCCAGUCGACCAACUGUUCCUGCCACAUAGACGUUCUUAUAUCUGAUCUCCGCCCGUUCAAAGCCGGCAUCAACGAGCAGAUGAUUGAACGGGCUCGAAGGUAUGGUACAAAGUAUCAGAUUGUUAACCAUCGAUUGUACCGCCAGAAAGAUUGUAUGUUCCCAGUGCGCUGUUCCGGAGUGGAACACUUCAUCAAACCAAAUCUAGCGACACUGUCCGACAUUGAGAUGAUAAUUAACUGCCGUGAUUGGCCUCAGAUAAAUCGCCACUGGGGACAGCAGGAAAAGCUACCCGUAUUGUCAUUUAGCAAAACUGACGAGUAUUUUGACAUAAUGUAUCCGACGUGGGGAUUUUGGGAGGGUGGACCAGCGAUUUCUCUCUACCCGACGGGACUCGGUCGAUGGGAUCAACAUCGUGUGUCAAUUAAGGAGGCAGCUCAGUCGUGGCCGUGGGAGAAAAAGAAAAAUCAAGCGUUUUUCAGGGGCUCAAGAACAUCUGACGAAAGAGAUCCGUUGGUGUUGCUAUCUCGGAGUAAACCAGAUCUUGUAGAUGCGCAAUAUACGAAAAAUCAGGCAUGGAAAUCACCACAGGAUACUUUGAAUGCUGAACCGGCCAAGGAGGUGCGACUUGAAGAUCAUUGCCAGUACAAGUUUCUGUUCAACUUUAGAGGAGUGGCGGCUAGUUUUCGCUUCAAACAUUUGUUCCUCUGCAAGUCGCUGAUUUUCCAUGUCGGUGAUGAGUGGCUAGAGUUUUUCUAUCCAUCACUGAAACCAUGGGUUCAUUACGUCCCUGUGAAAGUUGGUACCAGCCAAGGGGAACUGGAAGAGCUGCUACGGUUUUUCAUGGAGCACGAAAACGUUGCGCGGGAAAUCGCAGAACGAGGAUACGACCACAUUUGGAAUCAUUUGAGGAUGGAGGACGUGCAGUGCUAUUGGAGGAGAUUGCUAAGGCGGUACGGAAAGUUGAUAAAUUAUAAAGUUAAUCGAGAUACAAGUCUGAUUGAGAUAUACUGAGUGAUGGGUCGAGGUUGGAAUGGGUACAGAAUCUCACAAAGUGUCACAUUUGAAAAUGUGUAACAUUCCAAUAGGCAUUCUUUUCACACAUUAUGUAUUAUUAAAAUUUAGAUUACUUACAAAAUUGAAGUAAAAAUAAUGCUAUCAUGAUAAGAAGAAAUCACAGCAUUCGAUCUCCAACGCAUAAAUGUGGGACAGAAAUGUUAAUGUAAAAGUUAAAUAAAAAGCUAUAUCUUGUAA